Messenger RNA from Lotus japonicus, 2486 nucleotides. RefSeq names its product DEAD-box ATP-dependent RNA helicase 52C-like. Bases 178 to 1959 code for a protein of 593 amino acids. NCBI's taxonomy places the organism in Eukaryota, Viridiplantae, Streptophyta, Magnoliopsida, Fabales, Fabaceae. The record is from RefSeq and is a predicted model, not a curated record. Gene Ontology annotation, cellular component: nucleus. The transcript has 7 exons. Gene Ontology annotation, molecular function: RNA helicase activity; ATP binding; RNA binding.
CUGAAAAAAAGGCCCAUAGAUAUUUUUGCAUCCAUUGAACUUGAAGCCUCUCUCUUCUCUUCCCUCUCUCUCUCUUGUGUUUCCGAUUAGGGUUUCUCUUCUCUCAACAAUAAUCCUCUCUUCCUUCUCCAAUUUCAGGGUUUUAGGGUUCCACACACAGGGCGUUGAUCGACAACUAUGCGAUCUUCAUGGGCUGAUUUGGCUGCGAAUUCCGCGGCCGAGAACAACGCACCUUCUUCCGCCACCAACAACUCUCAAGCUCCAACCCGUCCUGCUUAUGUGCCUCCGCAUCUCCGCAACCGCCCACCAUCUCACCACUCUCCGGCGGAAUCCUCUGCUCCUCCUCCGGCCGCCGCUCCCCGCUGGGGUGCGCCCAGGGAUGAUUACCGUUCCUCCGGGCCGCCCCGAUGGGGCGGCAACCGGGGCGGAAGGGACCGUGAAGUCAACCCGUUUGACGAUGUGGAGGAUGUCCCUGAGGAAGCGUUUGGUGACCAGGAGAACACUGGGAUAAACUUCGAUGCGUAUGAGGAUAUCCCUGUGGAGACUAGCGGCGGGAACGUGCCGCCGCCGGUGAACACGUUUGCGGAGAUCGAUUUAGGGGAUGCGCUGAAUGAGAAUAUUCGCCGCUGCAAGUACACGAGGCCCACGCCGGUGCAGCGGCACGCCAUUCCGAUUUCCUUGGCUGGGAGGGACCUGAUGGCGUGUGCACAGACCGGGUCGGGGAAGACGGCGGCGUUCUGCUUCCCCAUCAUCAGUGGGAUCAUGACGGGCCAGCCUGCACAGAGGCCGCCUCGCGGGGUGCGCACGGUGUAUCCGCUUGCCCUCGUUCUGUCGCCGACUAGGGAGCUGUCGAUGCAGAUACACCAAGAGGCUAAGAAGUUCUCAUACCAGACUGGGGUUAGGGUGGUUGUUGCUUAUGGUGGAGCUCCAAUAAACCAGCAGCUACGCGAUCUUGAGAGAGGUGUGGACAUUCUUGUUGCAACUCCAGGAAGACUGGUAGAUUUGCUGGAGAGAGCUAGAGUCUCACUGCAGAUGAUCCGAUAUCUGGCCUUAGAUGAGGCAGAUAGGAUGUUGGAUAUGGGUUUUGAACCACAAAUACGGAAGAUUGUGGAACAGAUGGACAUGCCUCCACCAGGUUCCAGACAGACUAUGCUGUUCAGUGCCACGUUUCCGAAAGAGAUACAGAGACUGGCCGCUGAUUUUCUUUCAAAUUAUAUUUUUCUGGCUGUUGGAAGAGUGGGCUCAAGUACUGAUUUAAUUGUCCAAAGAGUUGAGUAUGUUCAAGAGUCUGACAAGAGAAGUCACCUCAUGGACCUUCUUCAUGCACAGAGGGCAAAUGGUGUACAAGGAAAGCAAGCUUUGACUUUAGUUUUUGUGGAGACAAAAAAGGGAGCAGAUGCUCUGGAACACUGGUUGUGUCUAAAUAACUUUCCUGCAACUACUAUUCAUGGUGACAGGUCACAACAGGAAAGGGAAUUUGCUUUAAGGUCAUUUAAGAGUGGCAACACCCCCAUAUUGGUUGCCACUGAUGUGGCUGCACGUGGUCUUGAUAUUCCGCAUGUUGCCCAUGUAGUUAACUUUGACCUUCCUAAUGAUAUUGAUGAUUAUGUACACCGUAUUGGAAGGACGGGGCGAGCAGGAAAGAAAGGCCUUGCAACUGCAUUCUUUAAUGACAACAAUGCAUCCCUAGCAAAGUCUUUAGCAGAUCUGAUGCAAGAAGCAAAUCAAGAAGUACCUGCCUGGCUCUUGCGGUAUGCUGCUCGCUCUUCCUUUGGUGGAGGAAGGAACCGUCGAUCAGGAGGCCGUUUUGGUGGCCGUGACUUCCGAAGAGAAGGUUCUUUCAGCAGGGGUGGUUCUGAUCACUACGGUGCAGGAAACAGCGGUGGUGGAUAUGGGGCUUCUGGUGGGUAUGCUGGAGGAUACGGUGGUGGUCCUGGGGUAACCAGUGCAUGGGACUGAUUUUUCAACUUUUGAUAGCAUUAUAUACUGUCUUAGGUAUUAGGUGCAGACAUACACCUAUAGUAUGAUUUUCACCCUUUCUUUUAAGUUUAUGGCCUUUUAAUUUACUUCUUUUGUCCUCCUAGUGUUUUCAAGCCAACUUCAUUUUUUACGGUUUACGAAAUGCUAAUCACCGAGGGAGAUGUGGGUGUGUGGUAUACUGGUAUUUUUACCACAAUAUUAGAGGUUGUGUUGUAUGGUAGUAGGAGUUGGCAAUGCCGAUUACUAACAUGUGAGGAGUUUAUUUGACAACUUUCCUACUCAUCAUUUUGGGUGGUUAUUACUUAUUUUGCUGAGGGAAUGAAUGUAAACUAUUUGAUGGGACAGGUCGAGGCUUUUCUUUACAGUCGUAUCUAUUUAUAUCUUGAUCAUGUUUCUACCAAAUAUAUGUUGCACUUGCCAUUUUAACAAUCCCCCCCUAUGGCUAAGAUUUUGUAAUAUUUUACUGGUCACUGAAAUGAAUGAAAAAUUCUCUUGUUGGAUGUUUC